AUGGGAAGCCAAAUCUCUGAGAAAUAUUACGCAAGGGAGCCUAUUGCUAUCGUGGGCACUAGUUGUCGUUUCCCUGGAGGUGCCUCGUCGCCAUCAAAACUAUGGGAGCUUCUCGACAAUCCAAGGGAUGUUGUACAGAAGAUCCCUCCUAGACGGUUCAGCACCGAGGCCUUUUAUAACGCUGAUAGUCAGCAUCAUGGGGUGAGUCCCUCGGACUUGAUAAAAGGGUUGAGGCUUACUCUCCAAUGGAGCACAAAUGUUAAGCACGCCUAUCUACUUGAUGAUGACCCGCGAGGGUUUGAUCGCGAUUUCUUCGCGAUUAACCCAAAGGAAGCAGAGGCAAUGGACCCUCAGCAACGCAUUCUCCUAGAAACAGUCUACGAGAGUGUUGAGUCAGCAGGAUACUCGAUCGAACAGCUUCGAGGGUCAUCUACCGCUGUGUUUGUGGGAUGCAUGAGCUUCGACUACCAGUUUGCUGCUAUUCGGGGAAUCGACAGUACCCUGCCACAAUACCAUGCGACCGGUGCGGCUAUGUCUAUACUUGCUAACCGUGUAUCAUAUUUUUACGACUGGAAAGGCCCUUCAGUCGCCAUCGACACAGCGUGCUCUUCCAGUCUUGUUGCCUUGCAUCAAGCAGUAUCUGCUCUCCGUAGCGGAGACGCCAAGCUGGCUGUUGCAGCAGGAUCAAAUCUGAUCCUCGGACCGGAACCGUUUAUUUCAGAGUCCAAGUUGAACAUGCUGUCGCCUAAUGGGCGAUCAUACAUGUGGGAUGCCUCAGCAGACGGAUAUACGAGAGGCGAGGGCUUUUCUGUGCUUCUCCUUAAGACUCUAACUAAAGCCCUUGCGGAUAGUGACCAUAUCGAAUGCGUUAUUCGAGAGACAGGCGUGAACUCAGACGGAAAGACACCGGGUAUUACAAUGCCUAGCUCGAAUGCUCAGGCCCAACUUAUCCGAGACACUUACGCAAAGUGUGGACUAGAUCCGAAUCGGGAAUCCGAUCGUCCUCAAUUCUUUGAAGCCCAUGGUACAGGCACACAAGCAGGUGAUCCUAUUGAGGCUCGUGCCAUCCAAGAAGUCUUCUUCCCAGAUCACACACAACCCACGGAUAGCAAGCUUCUAGUUGGCAGCGUCAAGACGGUUAUUGGUCACACCGAAGGGACUGCUGGACUUGCUGGGGUGCUCAAGGCUACAUUGGCAAUUCAACAUAGCCAGAUUCCAGCCAACCUUCAUUUCAACGAACUGAACCCAAAGAUCCGACCGUAUUACGACAACUUGCGGAUACCUACAGAGACAACUCCUUGGCCAACACUUUCCCCCGGGGCCCCUCGCCGUGUGAGUGUGAACAGCUUUGGCUUUGGUGGAACCAAUGCCCACGCCAUAGUCGAAAGCUGGGAUGGCCCUUACGUGCGCGAAAGAAGCCCUGCGCCUAACGCCAUUGGUGCCGGUCCCUUUGUCUUAUCCGCAAACUCGAGCCAAGCAUUGGCGGCAAACGCUGGAGCUCUAGCCGAGUACCUUAAAGAGCACCCUACUACGAAUCUUGGCCAACUCGGCUACACUCUGUUCAAGAGAACAAAUCUGCCUUUUCGGGCUGCCUUCUCUGGUUCUUCGGUGGAGUGUCUCGUCGAAAAGCUCCAAGCGGGCAAAGAAUCCCUUAAGAGCAACUCACGAAUCACAACCCUUCCUGAAUCGUUACCUCCCCGAGUACUUGGUGUCUUCACAGGACAAGGUGCACAGUGGGCCAAAAUGGGCGAAGGGCUUUACCAGACUUCUAUGGUGUUCAGAAAUUCGGUGGAACAGAUGCAGCACAGUCUGGACUCACUUCCAGAAAGUGAUCGCCCCAACUGGACUCUUGCCGAGCAGCUUCAUGCACCCAAAGAAACCUCUCGCGUCGGCCAAGCCACAGUAUCGCAACCUCUCUGCACAGCCAUUCAAGUCGCUCUUGUGGAUGUUCUGCAUGUUGUCGGGGUAGAGCUCUCCGCGGUUGUUGGUCACUCGUCUGGUGAGAUAGGCGCAGCAUAUGCUGCCGGGUAUCUGAGUGCUGGAGAUGCUAUCCGCAUUGCCUACUACAGGGGCUUCCACUCUCACUUAGCUCAAGGUCCGGGAGGGAAGCGCGGGAGUAUGAUGGCGGUUGGCUUGUCGUACGACCAAGCGUUGUCAUUCUGCAACGAGCUUUCCGGAGGCAUUACUGUGGCUGCAAGCAACUCCUAUACGAGCUGUACCUUGGCAGGCGACGCCGAAGUUAUCGAAGAGGCCAAGUCUCGUCUGGAGGAAAACGGCACCUUCGCCCGAGUCCUAGCAGUAGACACGGCGUAUCACUCUCAUCACAUGAAGCCAUGUGCCACUCCCUAUCUCGAGUCAUUGAAGCAGUGUGACAUCCAGGUUCAAAAGCCAAAGAAGGGUUGUGCUUGGUAUUCUAGUGUUUGGGGGUCAGAUGGUAGCAGUCGCUCCUUCAAUACCGAGGGUGAACUUCUUCAAGGCCAGUAUUGGAUUGAAAACCUUACGCACCCUGUUCUUUUCAGCCAGGCUUUGGCGAGAGCCCUCAACGAAGACCAAUGCUUUGACUGCGCUCUCGAAGUUGGACCACAUCCGGCUCUGAAGGGCCCCAGCUUAGAAAUCAUCAAGACAUUGACUGGGGUCUCUCUUCCUUACUCGGGAGUUCUAAAGCGAGGAGAAGGUGCAGCAGAGGCAUUUGCUGAUGCCCUGGGUCUCUUGUGGAAAUCCUUCCCUUCGUCUCGUCCUACCAUCACCUUCAACGGGAUAUGCCGCGCUUUCAGCGCCGUCAAACCAUCAUCAAUGACCAUUUUGAAGAACUUGCCAAAUUACUCAUGGGAUCAUGCCACCCUCUUUUGGAAAGAGUCCAGAGCCUCGCGGAACUUCCGAACACCAAAACAUGCGCCUCAUGAACUCCUGGGUCGUUCUGUCUCUCAUGGCGAGCAUUCCAGACGAGAGGUUCAUUGGAGGCAAGUUAUGAGACUGAGGGAGCUUCCAUGGCUGCGCGGUCAUAAGAUCCAAGGCGAGAUUUUGUUUCCAGCCUCUGGCUAUCUUUCAAUGGCGUACGAGGCAGCGAUACGUCUUGUUGAUGAGCAGCAGUCAGUUCGUAUUGUUGAGAUGCAAGACAUGGAUAUCGUACGUGCCAUGAGAUUGGAAGAUGAUACCUCGGGUCUUGAAGUUCUCUUCACCAUUCAUGUCACGAGUCAGAGUCAAAGCUGCAUAAAUGCGAACGUGGCCUGCUACAGCGGUGCCGUCGAUGCGCCUCAGCCCCUAGAUGCCCACCAGACCGAGCUUACAGCUCAUUUCAACGGACGUAUCCGGCUUUGGCUGGAACAGCCCUCGGCCUAUACUCUACCUCUUCGGAGUGAGCCUCUGCUGCCUAUGAGUGAGCUGAACAUGGCACAGGUCUAUUCGUCCUUGUCCAAAGAAGGAUUUGAUUACUCUGGGGACUUUCAGGCCAAAUCGAUGCUACGCCGACUCGGCCAUACGGUAGUCACCCUUUCUUCCCCUAGUCCGGUUUCGUGGACUCAUACGCUCACUCACCCUGCCCCAAUCGAUACUGCUGUUCAAGGCCUCCUAACCGCCUUCUCAUUUCCUGGAGAUGGCCGCAUUGGGACGACAUAUCUUCCAACUCGUAUUGAAAGUGUUAGGAUCAGCACGGCCCCAAGCGAGUCCGACGCUCCUAUUCUCAAAGCCGACAGUGUGGUAACCUUGACUGAUGUCACUACCAUCACGGGCGAUGUGGACAUAUUCGACGCCGCGAGUUGUCACACACAAGUACAAAUGCGUGGCGUUCAAAUGACGGCCAUCGGGAAACCACCGGACAGAUGGCUUUACGCUGGCAAGAUCUGGGCAAGAGAUAUCGCUUAUGGGCUUGAACCUGGUUCAGGGACCCAGUUCUCUGACGAUGAUCGACUAUUGUAUGAGCAACUUGUGAGAACGGCAUACUUCUAUUUGCGACAGCUUCGAUCCAAGAUUAGGCCUCCUGAGUUGAUGCUAAUGGGCAAGUUCCGAAGGCAUAUGAUGAGAUGGGUCACGGAACAUCUGUUCCCUCAGAUUGAGAGUGGUCAACAUCCGGACAUUCGGACUGAGUGGAAAGACGAUACACUGGAUACGGUCCAGCGAUGGCGCAACAGUCGACCUGCCGAUAAUAAUGAUAUGAAUCUUUUACACGCCAUGGGCCAAAGCUUGAUACCCAUCGUUCGUGGCACUGUCCCUCCUUUGAAGGUGCUCGUACAAGACGGCAUGCUUGAUCGACUCUACUUUGAAGGAAUAGGAUUUCGGGAUGGUAACGUCGACUUGGGCGCUAUCGUUAAGCAGCUUGGUCAUGAGCAUCCUCGAAUGCGCAUCGUCGAGGUAGGAGCCGGUACAGGUGGCACUACCCGUACCGUGCUGGAUGCCUUGGAAACUCGAUACGCAGCCUACACCUAUACAGAUAUUUCUACCGGCUUCUUUGAGAACGCUCGCAGCGUUUUCAGCCAACACGCUAGCAAACUCACCUUUAAAACACUCAAUAUCGAAAACGACCCAGUGGAUCAAGGCUUCACGGAAGGCUCGUUCGAUAUGCUCAUCGCUUCCAACUGUCUGCAUGCAACUCACAGCUUGGAGAACACCCUACGCCAGUGUCGAAAGCUCCUACGGCCUGGAGGACGUCUGGUUUUGCUAGAGAUCACUCGUGACUUUCUACCCAUUCAGAUGAUCAUGGCUACUUUGCCUGGAUGGUUCCUUGGCAUGGAUGAAGGACGACUCUGGGCACCCACUGUCACCCUUGACCGAUGGGACGAGAUCCUGAAGACCACCGGGUUUUCAGGGGUUGACAUAAGCUCAACUCCUUCUUACUGUUCUGUCAUCGUGUCUCAGGCUGUCGAUGAGACGGUUUCUGUACUAAGAAACCCGCUCGCCAGCCCUGAUGGUGUGCCAUCGCUCAGUGAGAUCGUCAUCAUUGGUGGUGUGGGCUCUGGGCUUGCUCCUCAGAUACAAAGCCUGCUAACUUCUACUAUUCCGGUUGAGACUCGCAUUGCGUCCAGUCUCGAAGAUGUCGAGGUAAACAGGGGAUCAACUGUCCUCUGUCUUGGUGAUCUAGACAGCCCUUCAUUCUGCAAUAUGGAUCAAACGAGGUUUGAAGGGUUGCAGAAAGUCUUCCAAGCAGCGAAUGCGGUUCUUUGGGUGACUUCGGGUGCCACAUCCGGGACGAACCCCGAGGCUAACAUCACUGUCGGUAUGGGAAGCACGUUGAUGGCUGAGCGUGGAGAUCUCAAGCUUCAAUUCCUCGACGUGGACGACCCGACCACCAUUGAUCCAUCUAUGUUAGCAAGAAUGCUUCUCCGUCUUGCUAUCUUGGAUCAGUCUAAGUCUGAUGAAACGUUGUGGACUAUAGAGCCCGAGCUUACUCUGAAAAACGGGGCCCUGUACAUACCCAGAGUACAGCCUUUGGAUGUCAUCAACCGUCAAUCCACUGCGAGAUAUCGGCAAGUCAUCGAGGAUAUUGAUCUUAACUCAGCAAGCCCAGUUGUAGAUCUUGUCAAGUACCAGGACUCUUGGAAGCUACAGAGUAGCCCGAUUGACAGUACCCGGGUGAAUGGAAUAGAAGUGCGAGUUACAGCUUCGUCCCUUCACACCCUCAGCUGUGAGGGGGGCAAGCCUGAAUACAUCUUCAUGGGUCGCGAACUCCUAUCUGGGGACAAUAUCAUUGGUCUCUCUGCGUCAAACAGCUCCAUUGCUAAUAUCACUGAUGACCAAGUGUUGCAUCGCUGGCAAGAUUCUCAGACCGGUGCUAUCAACGUGGCACAGCUAUCCGACUUGUUGGCAAAAGCACUAGCAGAGAACUUGCUACGCAAUACGACAGGACCUGUGUGGAUCCAUGGUGCUCCAAGUAACCUCAGUGAGGCCAUCGGGGAGGUUACUAAAGAAGAAGGCCUCGAUGUUUUCCAAACAACAUCAGAUCUUGCACAGGUUGCCGCAUUCAAUUUCAUUCACCCUUAUGCCACCAGGCAAGAUAUCCAAGACAAACAACCGAGCGGUUUGCGCAACUUUGUGGAUCUAGAACAUUCAGAAUUGCGCAACGAGGCGCUGCACACGUCAGUAGCCGCCUCUCUGCCUGUUUCCGCUAUAUCGCACAGAUGUAUGAUGGAUCUUACCCAUGGCAUUAACCGGUCCUACCUUGCCAAAUUGGCCGCAAGGUGUCUCACCGAAGACCGAAAGAGUUCGGAAGACCAUUCACAGGUAAUACUCAUUGACAGGAUAGCGUCAGAGAGUAGCAAAGAUUUGGGCCCAACAACCGUGAUUGAUUGGCAUGCUGCCAAUACCGUCACUGCUCUGGUCAGACCUCUCGAGCACCGUGAUCUCUUUUUCCCGAGCAAAUCCUAUCUUCUUUUCGGGAUGACAGGUGAUUUGGGAAUCUCGGUGUGCAAGUGGAUGGUCGACAAUGGAGCACGAAACGUGGUUCUAGCCAGCCGGAAUCCCAAUGUGCCAUCUAGUGUGCUCAACUUCAUGUCGCGAAAGUCGGCUACAGUUCGUGCUCUGUCUGUCGACAUCACAGAUAUGGAAUCGCUCUGCACAGCACGAGAGGACAUCGAAUCUACCAUGCCACCUAUUGGCGGUGUCAUGAACGCCGCCAUGGUACUCCGAGAUCGUCUUUUCCACGACCUGACCUGGGAGGACUUUGCGGCGGUACUGGGACCCAAGGUGCAAGGCACCCAGAACAUCAACAACGCCUUCGGUCAAAAAGAGUCAGCCUUGGAUUUCUUUGUUUGUUUCUCUUCGGCGACUUCGAUCAUCGGAACUGUCGGUCAAUCUGCUUACGCCGCCGCGAAUCAUUUCAUGGUCAGCCUUGUACAGCAGCGAAAACGACGCGGUCUUGCUGGUUCAAUUGUUCAUAUUUCAGUUCUUACAGGGUUGGGAUAUAUCUUCCGGCGCGGUUCAGAACAUACGGCUGUCAUAGAUAAGGCUUUGCUCCCGCGCUUGGAGAGACAGGCAGAGACGGAUCUGCACGAGAUGCUAGCAGAGGCAAUCGUUUGUGGGCGUCCCGGCUCGAGCCAACCACCUGAGCUUAUCACUGGUAUCAAGGCUGUCUUCCAAGGAGAAUGGCGUGACGACCCACGCCUUUUAGGCUACCUCGGCCAGCAGCAGCUAGGAAACGACUCAGCCAAAGAUCAAGCAGCUGGAAUGGUCAGUGUCGAGACCCAACUCGACGCUGCCGAUGAUCCCGCCGAGUGCUUGCCCAUCCUUGAGAAGCGCUUUGCCCAGGCUCUGGGUAACAUGCUCGAGAUCGACCCAGAGAAAGUAGAUGGUAGCAUGCCGGUUGCUAGCCUAGGUAUUGAUUCGCUUGUGGCUAUUCGGAUUAGAGAAUGGUUCAUGAAAGAGUUAGGUGUUGAAGUGCCGGUGCUCAAGAUUAUGUCUGUGGGACAUUCUUUGUCUCGGGUGUGUGACGAUGUGCUUGUUGACUGGCGCAGGGUUAAGAAAGAAGGUGAGCUUGAGGAUAAGAAGUGA
This is a messenger RNA of Fusarium fujikuroi IMI 58289, 7479 nucleotides long. RefSeq names its product probable polyketide synthase. Gene Ontology annotation, biological process: secondary metabolite biosynthetic process; fatty acid biosynthetic process. Bases 1 to 7479 code for a protein of 2492 amino acids. NCBI's taxonomy places the organism in Eukaryota, Fungi, Ascomycota, Sordariomycetes, Hypocreales, Nectriaceae. Gene Ontology annotation, molecular function: fatty acid synthase activity; 3-oxoacyl-[acyl-carrier-protein] synthase activity; phosphopantetheine binding. The record is from RefSeq and is a predicted model, not a curated record. The transcript is spliced from 4 exons.